This is a messenger RNA of Dromiciops gliroides (monito del monte), 641 nucleotides long. RefSeq names its product apolipoprotein A2 (gene APOA2). Bases 185 to 487 code for a protein of 100 amino acids. The record is from RefSeq and is a predicted model, not a curated record. The transcript has 4 exons. NCBI's taxonomy places the organism in Eukaryota, Metazoa, Chordata, Mammalia, Microbiotheria, Microbiotheriidae. Gene Ontology annotation, cellular component: chylomicron; blood microparticle; spherical high-density lipoprotein particle. Gene Ontology annotation, biological process: low-density lipoprotein particle remodeling; cholesterol homeostasis; lipoprotein metabolic process. Gene Ontology annotation, molecular function: lipase inhibitor activity; high-density lipoprotein particle binding; apolipoprotein receptor binding.
UGUCAUCUGUUUACUCUAACCAUGAUCCCUGACCCUUUGGGUCUUGCCACAAACUUGGUCACCUGAUGGGGGGAGGGGAGUAGGUAAGUAUAUAACCCCUUAACUACCUGGGCAGAUUCCCACAGCUAAGGACGACCUGACCUAGAUAAGUCCCUAGACCAUUCAACACUGACUUGCCAUCACCAUGAAGCUGCUCACCCUGACCGUGGUGCUCCUGACCAUCUGCCACCUGGAAGGAGCCUUAGUCCGGAGAGAGGCAGAAGAAGCCCCAGGGGAGGGCCUCUUCACUGAGUACUUCCAGAAGUUGGCUAAUAUUGGCAAGGAAGUAGUAGAGAAUGUUAAAGCCCCAGAGGUUAAGUCCCAAGUCCAGGCUUAUUUUGAGAAGUCACAAGAGCAAGUGAUCCCACUGGCGAGGAAGGCCUUAAAACACACAAUGACCUUUUUCAGCUCUCUUGUGGAGCAAGGAAAGCAGGCUGCCAGCCAGUAGGAUUUUUUUCUAUCCCCAGCUUGCCUUUGAAUACAUAUAUUAUAUAACUUCAACCCAACCUCCCCAAACCCUUACAGUUGAGUCUUCAAGUUGUCCUUUCCUUCCCACUCCCUGAACAUCCCCUAUUUUCUACAAUAAAUGGUGCAUGAGCCAU